AUGGCAGAAGGCCGGCCUCACACAAACUCACAAGAGUCGUCACAACCUAGAAGGAGGCAGUACAGUACACAUGGCUCCCUCCGUGAUGUCCACAUGGCGUCGUCGGCCACCGACGCCGCUCCGUUCCAGGGGCUCAAGUCCACCGCCGGACUCCCCGUCGCCCGCCGCUCCACCAACGGCUUCGGCGACGUCAGCAACGGCGAAAGGAUCAGGUGCAUGCAGUACUAUCCGUUGCUCAUGCUGUCAUGCAACACAACAAUGCAACGACACGUGUGGCCGAUCGAGGGCAUCAAGAGGUUCGAGACGCUGUCGUACCUGCCGCCAUUGUCGACGGAGCAGCUGCUGAAGCAGAUCGACUACCUGCUGCGCUCCAACUGGGUGCCCUGCCUCGAGUUCAGCAAGCACAACCCACUCAAGCGAUUCCAAAAGGUGGUUCUAGCUACCUAG
This is a messenger RNA of Miscanthus lutarioriparius, 447 nucleotides long. Lineage: Eukaryota; Viridiplantae; Streptophyta; Magnoliopsida; Poales; Poaceae. The record is from the annotation of a GenBank genome assembly.